AGAAGAAGAAGGGGAGCAAUAUAUAUAUAUAUAUUAACCAGCGUCGGUGGGAUUUUCUGCCUCCCUUUUCUUUCCUCUACAAAAAGAAGGCAAAGCCACAAUGUGGAAAAUUUGGGGGAUCUGGUGAAAGAAGCCACCCCCUUCUCCCUCAUCUCUUCUUCUUUCCUGAUGGGGUUUUGUUGUUGUUGUUGUUUGCGGGCGACACUCAAUAGCCCACCCUGGAUGUUGCUAGCCUAGGGAAAAUCCAAUCCGAAGGGAGUGGGAAGCUGCCCAUCUCGAGAAGCCCAAGAGCUGUGCUUGGGAUCAUCAUGACUCUCCAACAAUCCCCAUCCAGGCUUUGAAAGAUCUGGAUCUCUCAGUGGAAAGAGUGCUACCCCCGACCCACCGUACCAGAUGUUCCCCUGACUGCAUUUAGCCUCCAAUGAAUCAUGUUCAAUCCGAUGAACCCGCCAGUGAACAACUAUGCGGAGCAUUGCUAUCUUCGGCCCCUCCAUGGGCAAGGGCAACCCAGCGGUCUGGUGGAAGGAAUCAACGACUUGCCAUAUUACCACCAGUCCAACUCAGUGGGAAAUCAUCACACCUAUGGGAUGGGGCCUGGAGGUGAACAAUCUUCUCAUACAGAUGGAACGUGCUUUUCUACACCCCGAAACACAGCCAAGCUGACAAAGAAGAGAGCACUGUCCAUCUCCCCACUCUCAGAUGCCAGCAUUGACCUGCAAACUGUCAUCCGCACUUCCCCCAAUUCACUGGUGGCUUACAUAAACUCUCGGUGUGCCUCAUCUGGGGGCUCCUAUGGGCAUCUCUCCAUUGGUACCGUUAGCCCUUCCCUUGGAUACCAGAGCCCCAUGGGCCACCAGAAAUCUCAGGGAGUGUCAUUUGGCCACAAUCCAGCAAUGCUCCCUUGCGGCUCUCAUGAACACAUGCCCAGUAGGCCAGGAAUGAUGCACCAUAUGCCGCCACCCCGUGGGAUGCUGAAGCACUGCCAGCUGAAGUCAGAGCCCAGCCUGGGCAGCCCUCUGGAUGCCCUGAGCACCAAGUGCCUGGAGGAGUGCUCGGAGGGGGACAUUUCCAGCCCAGCCUCUACAGGGACACAGGACCCUUUGCUUGGCAUGCUGGAUGCUCGGGAUGAAUUGGAGAAGGAAGACGGGAAAGUGGAAGCUGAGGCAGUGUAUGAGACCAAUUGCCACUGGGAAGGGUGCUCCAAAGAGUUUGACACCCAAGAACAGCUGGUGCACCACAUUAAUAAUGAACACAUUCAUGGGGAGAAGAAGGAAUUUGUGUGCCACUGGAGAGACUGCUCACGGGAGCAACGCCCCUUCAAGGCUCAGUACAUGCUGGUUGUCCACAUGAGGCGCCACACAGGAGAAAAGCCCCACAAGUGUACAUUUGAAGGCUGCAAUAAAGCCUACUCACGGCUAGAAAACCUCAAGACCCACCUGCGUUCCCACACGGGUGAGAAACCAUAUGUCUGCGAGCAUGAAGGUUGCAAUAAGGCUUUCUCCAACGCCUCAGAUCGGGCCAAGCACCAGAACCGGACACACUCCAACGAGAAACCCUAUGUCUGUAAGAUCCCAGGCUGCACCAAGCGCUACACCGACCCUAGUUCGCUGCGCAAACAUGUUAAGACGGUUCAUGGACCAGAUGCCCACGUCACCAAGAAGCACCGUGGAGACACCAUGCCCACCAGCCGGACACUGGCCCUCCAUGGUGACCUGAAACAAGAAAGGGAUACCGAGGGCAGGAAGGAAGAAAGCAAACUUAUGGUGCCUGACUCAAAUUUGAAACCGCAGCCCAGCCCUGGGGGCCAGUCCUCCUGCAGCAGCGAACGUUCGCCUUUGGGCAGUGCUAAUAACAACGAUAGCGGUGUGGAGAUGAAUGCAAACACGGGUGGCAGUUUAGAGGACCUUUCGGCACUGGAGGAGCCCUCGGAGCCCAUGAGCAACUCUGGGUUGUCGGCGCUACACAGGCUAGAGAACCUGCGCAUCGACAAGCUCAAGCAUUUGCGCAAGCCGCUCUCUGCAAAGGGUGUCAAGCUGCCCUCUAUCUCGGGAACAGGCUCUGCAAGAGAGAUGCCUGGCUUGUGUGGGCCACCCUCUGCUGUCUCCCACCGACGCAUCAUGGAGCUGUCAUCCAGUGAUUUGCCCUCCCUACCCUUGUCGGGUGAACGCCGUGGGAGUACCACCAGUACCGUCAGUUCCGCCUACACCGUCAGCCGUCGCUCCUCCAUGGUAUCACCAUAUCUGCCAGCAGGAGGCGCCCCUAAUGGGUUAGGCCCACCUGAGCCAUAUGAUCCCAUCUCUCCUGAUGCCUCAAGGCGCUCCAGUGAAGCCAGCCACUGUGGGGGUCUUCCAGGGCUGGGACCCUUGACCCCAGCCCAACAAUACCGUCUCAAGGCCAAGUAUGCUGCAGCAACAGGAGGACCACCUCCAACUCCACUACCCAAUAUGGAGAGGGCAGCUCAGGCCAGCCUCAUGGGAGCUUACCCAGGCUCAGGGCUGCCUCCUUUCAUGCGCAGGCAUAGUGCCAAUGAGUACCACAGUUACAGCACUGGUCUCCUCCAUCCCCACCUGGCAAUGAGCCAAAAUGCCCGGCGAGCCAGUGAUCCUGCCCAGACAGUGGGUGAAGUCCAUCCGGUUCCCAGGGUGCAGCGUUUCAAAAGUCUAAGUAACAUGAGCCCAACAGGCAUCAGCAGAGCCAACGGGCAAAUGAUAGGGGGCUCGGAUGCCAAUCUGCAGCGCCAUCUCUUUUCACCACGGCCCCCAAGCAUCAGCGAAAAUGUCUUUUUGGAAACCGCAGCCAUAGAGAGUGCUGGUCCAGUUGCAGAGCAAGAACUAUUGGAGAUGGAACCUUAUCUUGGAUAUCAGGACCAGAACUAUUCGUGCCAAACCAUGAGCAUGGAGCUACAGGGCAAUGCAGCCCAUCGUGGUUCACUCAGGGCAAUAGGUGACUUGCAGGUCAGUCCAGCAGCUCAUGAGCAAAUAGAGGGUGGCUUUGAGCAGUCAGAUUACAUUCAGUCCCAAUGCCAGAUGAAUAUGUCUUUCAACCCAACACGCCAAUGGGAGAGUGAUGGCUCAGGGAUGAAUCCCACUGCAUCUGCUGGCAUGGGCCAGUGCCACUCAGUCCAAUACCCAGUCCCUGGUACCAAGCACAUGGGAGUGGAGCCUGCCAGUGAGGGCCAACAUGGAACUUUCCAGCUUGGUCAACCUCACAUUAAAGCUGAGCAGCAGUUCCAGUCAACUGCUCCAAAUCUUUCCUCUUGUCAGGGUAUGAAACAGAUGCUCUACAGUCAGACUCAACCUGCUUGUGGAGGAGGAGGAGCUGGAGGUGCUGGAUAUCAACCAGAGAGUCAACCAGGCACUUGCUUUGGCAUGAGUCAUCCUCCUGGCCAGAGAUCCCAGACCCCAAUGCUACAAGUCAAGGAGAUGAUGGUGCGUAGUUAUGUGCAGUCACAACAAGCUCUGAUAUGGGGGGAGCAGCCGGGCAGCAAUACAAUGAUGGGAAUGGAUGGCAUAGAGAGUGGCCAGUGUCCACCACACGAGUCUUAUUCUGGCUCCAAGUAUCCAGCCUACCCUGCCAGGCCUCCACAAGCAAUUGAUAACAAAGCACUUUCAACCUCUAGUAGCCAGUGUUACAGUCCAGGGAUGGUCCCACAUCCACCUGGUGGACCCAAGCCACUGAAUCGGCAAAACAGUCUGAACUAUCAAGCUAACCCUUCUUAUGAACCCCACAACGAUGGUGGCCCCCACCGGAUGAUGCGCUUACCUCCUCUCCAGAGCCCAGAGGAAGCUGGAUUUUCUGGCCCAAUGCACACGCAGUUGGGCAAAGCAGUUGGGCCCAAGCUGAUGAAUGCCCACCAGCGGCAUCAUCAGCCUCCCAGUUGUGUGGCUGAGGAUCCAGGUGGGCCAUACACCCAUGGGCUGGAAGUCCUCAAAUCAGACUCUUUUUCUUAUCUGCCAGAGGAGCAAGUGUCCAACAGCUUGGAUACCCUGGACUUGGAAAACACUCAUUUGGACUUCACAGCCAUUCUUGAUGACACGGAAGCCCUCAGUCCCACUUCACCACCUGGUGGCCCUGCAAAUAUGGCAGUGGGGGAUAUGAGCUCCAUGCUGAACUCACUGGCAGGGGAGAACCAGUUUUUGAACACUCUUUCCUAGUACAGUUGGGCUUAUGGAUGUGAUCAUGAGGAGUGGGAAGGAGGUACAGAAGCGUUAUGUGUCAGAACCAGGCUGGCCAUAAGAAGAAGCAACAGUACCUCCUGCUGGGCUGGACUUCAUGACUUAAGGUUGGGGAAAGGAGCUCUGCAGUGAGAGAGAGUCUGACUA
Molecule: messenger RNA, 4322 nt
Organism: Anolis sagrei ordinatus
Lineage: Eukaryota; Metazoa; Chordata; Lepidosauria; Squamata; Anolidae
Gene: GLI1
Product: GLI family zinc finger 1
Biological process (GO): smoothened signaling pathway; regulation of transcription by RNA polymerase II
Cellular component (GO): nucleus
Molecular function (GO): RNA polymerase II cis-regulatory region sequence-specific DNA binding; DNA-binding transcription factor activity, RNA polymerase II-specific
Source: RefSeq, a predicted model, not a curated record